AUGUCUUCUGAUUCCUCAGUCGUCUACCACUAUCUUGCCAUUGGCAAGCUUGGCCGUGGUGAAGUCGUCAAGCUGUUUUUGACGGAUGCCGGCAUCCCUUUCGAAGAGAAAAGAUAUCCCUUUGACGAUACCUGGAAAGAGACCAGCGAGAAGCUCAAGAGUCAGGGUAUCACCCGAACUGGACAACUUCCAGCUGUCGAGUACAAGGGCCUUGUUCUAAACCAGGCAUAUCUACAGCAUAUUCCAAUCCUCAGGUUCCUGUCUCGUGAGCUGGGAAAAUACGACGGCCAGACGAGUCAAGAUAAGUAUCUGGUAGAUGCCAUGGCAGAUAUCUAUAUCGAGUGGAGAUCUGGUUGGGCAUCUAAUCUGAGCAACGCAUCGGAAGACUACAAGAACAAGACGGUCCCCAAAUACUACGAUCUUCUCGAGAAGUACUAUUCUGAACGUGAGGGUCCUUAUCUUCUUGGAGAUGAAGUCAGUUAUGCAGACUUUGCCGUCUAUAUGUCGAUAGACAACGACACCAGGACCAAAACUAUCCCAUCCAAGAUUCCAGAUGUCCUUCUCAAGUUGAAGGAAGCAUUUGAGAACCGGCCUAACAUUGCCGAAUACAUUAAGCAAGAAUAA
Fusarium venenatum is the source of this 624-nucleotide messenger RNA. NCBI's taxonomy places the organism in Eukaryota, Fungi, Ascomycota, Sordariomycetes, Hypocreales, Nectriaceae. The record is from RefSeq and is a predicted model, not a curated record.